AUGGCCUGGCCAGAUGCGGCAGGUUUGCUGCUCAGCGCUGCCGCCGCCACUGGAGAAGGCUCCGUGCAGCAGCUACAGAGACAGCAGCAGCAGCAGCAGCAGCAGCAAGAGCAGCCCCGACAGCAGCAGCAGCAGCAGCAGCAGCAGCAGCAGCAGCAGCAGCAGCAGCAGCAGCAGCAGCAGCAGCAGCAGCAGCCGCGAGAGCAGCAGCAGGAGCAGCAGCAUCUCCAGUCCCGCUGCGCCCCCAGAGCCGCGGCCGCCGCAACAGCCGCAGCCCCGCAACCCCGCAGCCCGGAGAGCCGCCGCCCGCUCCCGAGCCGCAGCCGCCGGCGGCAUGAGGCGCGACCCGGCCCCCGGCUUCUCUAUGCUGCUCUUUGGUGUGUCUCUUGCCUGCUACUCGCCUAGCCUCAAGUCCGUGCAGGACCAGGCGUACAAGGCACCCGUGGUGGUGGAGGGCAAGGUACAGGGGCUGGCCCCGGCUGGCGGAUCCAGCUCCAAUAGCACCCGUGAGCCGCCUGCCUCGGGUCGAGUGGCGCUGGUGAAGGUGCUGGACAAGUGGCCGCUCCGGAGCGGGGGGCUGCAGCGAGAGCAGGUGAUCAGCGUGGGCUCCUGUGCGCCGCUCGAAAGGAACCAACGCUACAUCUUUUUCCUGGAGCCCACGGAGCAGCCCUUAGUCUUUAAGACGGCCUUUGCUCCCCUCGACACCAACGGCAAAAACCUCAAGAAAGAGGUGGGCAAGAUCCUGUGCACUGACUGCGCCACCCGGCCCAAGCUGAAGAAGAUGAAGAGUCAGACGGGACAGGUGGGGGAGAAGCAAUCGCUGAAGUGUGAGGCAGUGGCCGGUAACCCCCUGCCCUCCUACCGCUGGUUCAAAGAUGGCAAGGAGCUAAACCGCACCCGCGACAUUCGCAUCAAGUACGGCAAUGGCAGAAAGAACUCACGGCUACAGUUCAACAAGGUGAAGGUGGAGGAUGCAGGGGAGUACGUCUGCGAGGCGGAGAACAUCCUGGGGAAGGACACAGCCCGAGGCCGCCUCUAUGUCAACAGUGUGAGCACCACUCUGUCGUCUUGGUCGGGACACGCCCGGAAGUGCAACGAGACCGCCAAGUCCUAUUGUGUCAAUGGAGGCGUCUGCUACUACAUUGAGGGCAUCAACCAGCUCUCCUGCAAAUGUCCAAACGGAUUCUUCGGACAGAGAUGUUUGGAGAAACUGCCUUUGCGAUUGUACAUGCCAGAUCCUAAGCAAAAAGCCGAGGAGCUGUACCAGAAGAGGGUGCUGACCAUCACUGGCAUCUGUGUGGCUCUGCUGGUUGUGGGCAUCGUCUGCGUGGUCGCCUACUGCAAAACCAAAAAACAGCGGAAGCAGAUGCACAGUCACCUCCGGCAGAACAUGUGUCCAGCCCAUCAGAACCGGAGCCUGGCCAAUGGGCCCAGCCACCCCCGGCUGGACCCGGAGGAAAUCCAGAUGGCAGAUUAUAUCUCCAAGAACGUGCCGGCCACAGACCACGUCAUCCGCAGGGAAACUGAGACCACCUUCUCCGGGAGCCACUCCUGUUCUCCGUCUCACCACUGCUCCACAGCCACACCCACUUCCAGCCACAGGCACGAGAGCCACACAUGGAGCCUGGAACGUUCUGAGAGCCUAACCUCCGACUCCCAGUCAGGCAUCAUACUGUCAUCAGUGGGCACCAGCAAGUGCAACAGCCCAGCAUGUGUGGAGGCCCGAGCACGGCGAGCGGCAGCCUACAGCCUGGAGGAGCAGCGCAGGACCACCGUGCCACCUUACCACGACUCCAUAGACUCCCUGCGAGACUCUCCACACAGCGAGAGGUAUGUGUCGGCCCUGACCACACCUGCGCGCCUCUCUCCGGUGGACUUCCACUACUCACUGGCCACGCAGGUGCCCACUUUCGAGAUCACGUCCCCCAACUCUGCGCACGCCGUGUCGCUGCCGCCGGCGGCGCCUAUCAGCUACCGCCUGGCGGAGCAGCAGCCGCUCCUGCGGCACCCCGCACCCCCGGGCCCGGAGGCCGGGCCCGGUGCCGACAUGCAGCGCAACUACGACAGCUACUACUACCCGGCGGUGGGGCCGGGGCCGCGGCGCGGCGCCUGCGCUCUGGGCGGCAGCCUGGGCAGCCUGCCCGCCAGCCCCUUCCGCAUCCCGGAGGACGACGAGUAUGAGACUACGCAGGAGUGCGCGCCUCCACCGCCGCCGCGCGCUCGCGGCGCGUCCCGCAGGACGUCGGCGGGGCCCCGGCGCUGGCGCCGCUCACGCCUCAACGGAGUGGUGGCACAGCGCGCACGCGCGGCGCGGGACUCCCAGUCUCUGAGCAGCGGUUCCGGAGGCUGCUCGGCCUCAGCUUCUGACGACGAGGACGACGCGGACGGGGCCCUGGCGGCAGAGAGCACGCCUUUCCUGGGCCUGCGCGCGGCGCACGAGGCGCUGCGCUCGGACUCGCCGCCGCUGUGCGGGGCGGCGGGGGACAGCAGGACUUACUACUCCCUGGAAAGCCACAGCACCCAGGCCAGCAGCAGACACAGCCGGGGGCCGCCCGCGCGGGCCAAGCAGGACUCAGGGCCCCUCUAGGGCCCGCCCUCCCCACUCCCCCGUCUUUAAGGAGAAGGGAGACCACUGACUGGAGAAAGGAGGAGAAAAAGAAAUAAAAAAUAUUUUUAUUUUCUAUAAAAGGAAAAAAGUAUAACAAAAUGUUUUAUUUUCAUUUUAGCAAAAAUUGUCUUAUAAUACUAGCUAACGGCAAAGACGUUUUUAUAGGGAAACUAUUUAUAUGUAACAUCCUGAUUUACAGCUUCAGAAAAAAAAAAGAAACAACAAAAAAAAAGAGAGAUGGGCCAAUUUUUUGACUCUUUAAUAGAAACCUAUAUUGUGGUGCCUUUUGCUGUACGCUAAUCUGGAGC
Messenger RNA from Artibeus jamaicensis (Jamaican fruit-eating bat), 2916 nucleotides. RefSeq names its product neuregulin 2 (gene NRG2). The transcript has 10 exons. Gene Ontology annotation, biological process: nervous system development; intracellular signal transduction; animal organ development. Lineage: Eukaryota; Metazoa; Chordata; Mammalia; Chiroptera; Phyllostomidae. The record is from RefSeq and is a predicted model, not a curated record. Gene Ontology annotation, molecular function: signaling receptor binding. The coding region runs from base 14 to 2587 and encodes 857 amino acids.